This is a messenger RNA of Ziziphus jujuba (common jujube), 2050 nucleotides long. RefSeq lists its product as uncharacterized. The record is from RefSeq and is a predicted model, not a curated record. The transcript is spliced from 5 exons. Bases 55 to 1698 code for a protein of 547 amino acids. Gene Ontology annotation, molecular function: protein binding. Lineage: Eukaryota; Viridiplantae; Streptophyta; Magnoliopsida; Rosales; Rhamnaceae.
CACUAGCACGCAUAUAUACGUACGCUUACAUUUCAUAUCUGUAAAAUAAUAAACAUGGUUAAGGCAGUUGAUGAGAGGAAAAAUUCCAAAGAUAUGUAUGAAGGAUUAAUGAAGGGCGACAUGGUGAAAGUGCUCAAACAAUAUGAGAAGUUACCGGCUACUUCACAGGAGUCCUCCACGGUGUUGGGCGACACACUGCAUCACAUCGCCAUUUACAUGGAUCACGAAGACAUGGCAAGAGAAAUCCUCAAAAAGUAUCUCCACCAUCAUCGUGAUCUAAUCUCCAAGAAAAACAGCAUCGGAGACACGGUUCUCCAUGAGGUGGCCGUCAAGAAUAUGGUGGACCUCGCCGGGGACUUGUUAGAUAAUGUUCCAGAGCUGCUAUCUCUCAGCAACGGACUCGGCGACAUGCCUCUCUUUAAAGCAGCUGCUAACGGCCAACUUCAAAUGUUCAACAUCCUGUCUCUUGCUGUGAAUCUCAAAGACAAAGACAAUCUCGAUCAACACCUCAUUAGGAAUGACAACACUAAUAUUCUUCAUAUGGCAAUUCUAUUUGAGUCUUUUGAUCUUGCAUACUUAAUAGCUAAAAAAUACCCACAUUUAGUUGAUAAAGAAGAUGGAGCUGGGAUGAUAAGUCUUCAGCUCCUGCCAAAUAACCCUUCUGCCUUCAUCAGCUCAGCGAAUUAUGGAUUAUUGAAGAGAUUGAUUUUUAAAUAUCAUCUACAACCAGGUUUUCCGACGUUUGAGAACACUAAGGAAAAAGAAGGUUACAAGAAGGAAGAUCAAACUGAUUUUUGUCAACCUGACUCGAUUAAAGAUGAGGAGCUGUAUAAUCCUAAAACCAACGGUUACAAGAACUGGCCUCCAACAUAUAAUGUUUGUAUGCGCAUUGCCUCAGGAUGGCCAAUGAUGAAAACAAUCUAUGAAGAAUAUAGAACGCAUGAAUCGGCUUUUAGACUAGCCAAGCUGCUAACAGAACAAGAUACUACAUGGCAGGAAAAUGAUUCAAAAAAUGAAAAGAAAAAGUCUACAUGGCAGGAAAAUGAUUCAAAAAAAGAAAAGGGAAAGUAUAAUUCCCUACGGCCUACUCAUCCUACCUCACUGCUUACGGCAACAAGGAAUGGGAUAGUAGAGAUUGUCAAGGAGCUACUAAGAGUGUAUCCUCAGGUAGUGGAGCAUGAAAGCAAGGCAGGCCAAAACAUAUUGCAUGUAGCCAUAAAAUACCGACAAUUGGAGAUCUUUAAUCACGUAAUGAAGAUGGAAGUGGCAAUGCCUAGAUUGGUUAAAAAGGUCGACAAGAAUGGCAACACAAUAUUGCACCAAGUAGGAAACAUAAUCAAUUACUCUGGAGGUACUCUCCCUGGUCCUGUACUCCAGUUGCAAAAGGAGCUGCGCUGGUUAGAGCGUGUGCGAAACAUUGUACCACCCCAUUAUGUGAUGCUUCAGAAUAAAUAUCCAGAAGAAGAAGAAGGCGAGACUGCUGAUGAGUUAUUUCUUAGAACUAAUACAAAACUACUCGAGGAGGCAAAAGAAUGGAUUAAGAAGACAUCCGAGUCUUGCUCCACCAUAGCCGUUCUUAUCGCAUCGGUUGCCUUCGUGGCUGCUUACACCAUCCCCAGAGGUAGCGACAAGAAGACAUGGGUACCAAUCUUCCUGCACGACUCUUUCUUCACCAUGUUUAUAGUCAUGGAUGUGUGAAGUCCAGCUGCAUCACCACUGCACUAACAAUGUGAAGACUGCUCAGCCACCAUUGUUGACAAUGGUUGCCUGCAAUUAACACCGAAAAAUAAUUUGCUCAACAAUUGUGGGCACCUGUCAAAAGAAGUUGAAAAUGAUGGCCAUGCAACCGACUUAGUAAGGUUAUAAAUAGGCCCGUUGCAUGCAUAUUCAAGCCAAGUCGACCAAGCUCAAUAUCAUCCCAAGUGAGGAGUAUUGAGAGUAAACUCCGAGAGAAAGAGAGUGUUUAAGUUCCAAAGAGAGCUUGAGAGAAGAGUGAGCAAUUCCAGAGAGAAUUUGACAGUGUAGAGAGAGGUUCCACGUGAGAAUCCUC